CGACUUCCCAUCUACACAAAUCAUGCCCCCAACCCCGGAACGCGAGCCAUCAUGGAUCUCAAAAACCCCACCGUAACCGUUGCCUCCCUUUCCUCGAUCGUCCACACCACCCUGUUAGCAUAUGACUGCGUCACCGAGGCACUAAUCACAGGGGACACGACUGUAGGCCUGAAGGCCCGCUUCCGGGUGGAGCUGCUGCGGUUACGCCUGUGGGGCCGAACCCGCGGGUUCGGCCUACUGUCUUCCCCACCUUUGCCCUCCAACAACGACAUAUUCGUUAUCCCCGAAAUCCGCCGCCUCGCCUUUGAUCUGCUCGGAAAGACGCUGUUGAUGCUGGACAGGCAUCUACAGAUCCGCAGGAAGCCUCCGCCCGUGCGCGAACAGACACUGUCGCGGCUCGAGAAUGGGUAUCCUGCAAUCCCCUACGCUCGGGUCCUAGAAGCGAAAUGUGCGCUUGAUCAGAGGCUCCUCGAUCCGGCGCAGCGGACGAAAGUUUUGAAGCAGAUUUGCAGGGUAAUGGACGAUAAGGCGCCCUGGCCGGGGACUUGGGUUGAGCGCACAACCAUCCGCGAGUUUCUGACCGACCUGGUGACGUUGAAUACUGGGCUGGAGCGGCUGUUGCCGGCCGACGAAGCGGACUUCUUGGCGAGGGGUCUUGCGGGCGAGAUCCUUGCCUCGGACCCUAGGUUGCUGGUCACGGAUGAGAAUUCCUUCGGGGUACGGAAUAGUCUGGCUGCGGGGAUGAUUCGGCUGCGCCAACUGAACGACCUUGGGGUCCAUGACCUAGAAGGGAGUGCAAGAACGCCAACAUCUGCGGGACACGAGGUAGAAGAGGAUGAAGCUCAAGGCUUGGCUCAUCCUCAGGCUAAGGAGGUACUGUCGACCUUCGAAAUCCCGGUGUCCUGUCUCCAGAGCUUCACGGAACCGCGCCUUCUGGACAUUGAAACACAUGACUCUACCUCGUCGCAAGGAAAGGUACUGGAUGCUUUACCCGUGCGAUCUGUAUAUAUCUACACCCCUGAGGGCUCCCAAGAGCAAGAGGGCCAUGUCCUUGUGGAAUGGCAGUCGCGGCUGGCUACGGCUGGAUCUACCUACCCCCCAACUCCAGACCAGUUCCUUGCACAGCGUCGACAACACAAGGUUGAGAUUCUUCGUGAGACCUCGGUUGCCGACAGCGAAUUCCGUGUCCUGGAAUGCAGAGGGUACACACUUGCCACUGGGCGACUACCAAAUGGGGACUCCCAUCCGGUGAUAGGCUUCGUGUACCAGCCGCCGCUCCUUGCGACCGCUCCGAUCAGUCUGCAUGAUAUACUGACCACCGCCUAUCACUCCCAGACACCCGCAGUGCCGGAUCUUGGAGACCGUCUCCAUCUGGCUCAGAGGCUCGCGCUUAGUUUGUACCAGUUGCACUGCGCCGGAUGGAUUCACGGAAGGAUCUCCAGCCAUAAUAUCCUGUUCUUCUCUGAUACGGAGAGUGCAAGAUAUGACAUCACUGAGCCAUACAUCUGUGGCUGGCAGAAUAUCCAUUCUACGCAAGGCAUGGGUGAUGCUGGUGGAGUAACGGGCAGUUUCUUGCAAGAGCCAAGCGCUAUUGGUCUUGGAGAUAUGGCUAUGUAUGCCCAUCCCGAUUGUGUAGCCUACGGAGAAGCGGAGCACGGGAACCAAGGGACCCACGACACUUACGGAUUGGGUGUGAUCCUGAUGGAACUUGCUCUCUGGGAACCAAUUGUCGCCUUGGCGCAUCCGGUUUACCGAGAAGUAAUGCAGUCAUUCGAGCAAUAUGCUGGCAUCAACCAUCGGAGGUGGUCCAAUAUGUUGAUUGAGGUAGCUGAUCGCAAGAUCGGGGCAAGAAUGGGCGCCAGGUAUCGGGCCGCUGCAAUGGCUUGUUUGUGUGGCGUGCAUUCGACUGACCUGUGUGAAAGCCUGGAGGCCGGCGUUGAGAGACAAUUGUCCUGGAAGGUGGUCAGAGAGUUAAGGUAGAUAUUGCGCUGCGACGGCUAGAGAUGAGCGCGCCCGGUCGGCUUUGUUUCCUGAAGUAGUCCCGGCUAAAUAGGAACUGAAACCCAGUUCUUGCUCUUAUCGCUAUUAUCCAAAUAU
This is a messenger RNA of Aspergillus uvarum CBS 121591, 2097 nucleotides long. RefSeq lists its product as uncharacterized. Lineage: Eukaryota; Fungi; Ascomycota; Eurotiomycetes; Eurotiales; Aspergillaceae. The transcript has a single exon. The record is from RefSeq and is a predicted model, not a curated record. Bases 52 to 1980 code for a protein of 642 amino acids.